Cotesia glomerata is the source of this 1450-nucleotide messenger RNA. RefSeq names its product poly [ADP-ribose] polymerase-like. The coding region runs from base 182 to 1432 and encodes 416 amino acids. NCBI's taxonomy places the organism in Eukaryota, Metazoa, Arthropoda, Insecta, Hymenoptera, Braconidae. The record is from RefSeq and is a predicted model, not a curated record. Gene Ontology annotation, molecular function: NAD+ poly-ADP-ribosyltransferase activity. The transcript has 2 exons.
AAAAAAUCCCAAAAAAAAUUAUAAAAAAACCAAGAAAAACUUGCAGCUUUAUGAUUUAUAAAGUGAACGAAAAUCAAUCAAAUAAACAAUCAAAAAUUGACUUUUAUUCACAAUUGAUAAAUACAUAAAUAAAUUUAUCACAUUAAAUAAAACAAUAUUAAUCUGAAGAAUUCUUUAUAAGAUGUGCCUCGAAAUAAAAGCAAUUAACGACUAUCUUGAUUGUUAUCAAGAUGAAAGCUUAAAAUUUUCUACUAUUUAUGUAGAUAAAAAAACCGGCAAAAAAUAUACAAGAACUUUUUUUAAAAAUUUAUCGGAUGGAAAAAAAUUUUACUAUAGAGUACAAUUAUUAUCAAAAAAAAACAAUGAGUUUGUUCUCCAACGAGACUCUGGGACUUUAAAUGUUCCCAAUAAUUUUAAAGAAUUGAAGCAAAAUUUACCAUUUCAUACAUGUGUAAAAAUUUUCAACAUCUCAGUUUUUAGAAAAAAUGUCGACUUGAAAUUUUUUUGCUUGGAAAAAAGAGAUGACAGAUAUAAGAAAAGAUUGCCGGUGCGACACUUGCUGCGCAAUAUUCUGGAUAUGACAAUUGUUAAAAAGGUAUUGCAAUUGUAUAAUAUUGAUAAGAUAAAAAUGAAUUCGCUUCAAGGAAUCAAUGACAGUUCAGUUGAAGCUAAGUUUCAAAUAAUCGAUUCCUUGCUAAAAAAGAAUACCUAUUGUCAAUUGGUGAGCUGUAAAAAUAAUCAGGCGAUAAGUCUUCUUGAUGUGUUUUACAAGAAGUUGAAUACCAAAAUUGACGUUUUGGAUAAAAGUACUGAAAGGUGGAAACUAAUUGAAACCUGUGUGAAAAAUACUCAUUCAAAUCAUCACAAUGAUUAUUCUAUAAAAAUUAAUGAAAUCUUUGUUGUAAAAAGGUGGGAAGACCGGAAAGGAUUCUUGGGAAAGUUGGGAAACAAAAAACUUUUGUGGCACGGAACGAGAAUAAGCAAUGUAGCUUCAAUUCUAGAAAAAGGUUUUGAACUUGAUCCCAAUAUUGCUCAUAAAGCUUUUAGUCUUAUGUUUGGGAAAGGAAUUUAUUUCACAAACACGGUAUCUAAAGCCGCUAAUUAUUGCGGCACGGGUACGGCAAGUCGAAACAAAAUAGGAGUUUUAUUUUUGGCUGAAGUAGCCUUAGGCAAAAUGAAAGUGACGUUGGAAGCACUUCCUAACUUGACACAGUUGCCUGAAGGGCAUCAUUCUGUAUUUGCAAAAGGUUUGCUGACUCCGCAUAGGAAUUUUAAGCAGAAAGUAUUGUAUAAUGUUGAACUCGCUUAUGGAGAGUUGCUUCAAAUACCGAGUCGGAACUCACAAUUGAAGCAUGACGAGUUUGUGGUAUAUGAUCCUAAACAAAUUAAGAUAAGGUACAUGGUCUUGGUUGAUUUUAAGUAUAAGAAAUGAAAAUAAUUUUUUUUUCUU